AUCCCCACGCAAUAAACCACCGACCGUGCAAGAGCUAGAGUAUUCCAGAAUUCAAUUCAACACGAUUGAACGGUGCUAUACGUAACACUUGGCCGCCACUGCUAAAAUACCGAUUACCGAACCAGCAAACCUUAAUGUCAGAAACCGACAAAGUAAAGACACCCAUAAAAUAACCAUUUCCUUGUCCCUUCAAAAUUUACUUCGCAUCAAUGUCGUUCUUCGACAGGUUCAAAACUCAGUCGCAUGCUCCUUACGGGCAAGUCGGGUCAUAUGGGCAGUCCGAGUUUCCACCGGGGACGCACCCGGAUGUGAUACGGAGCUUUCAGAUGGUGGAUAGGGAUAGGAGCGGUUUUAUUGACGAGAAUGAGUUGCAGCAAGCUCUUUCUUCCACGUACCAGAGGUUUUGUCUCAGGACUAUCCGCCUCCUCAUGUUUCUCUUCAAGAAUCCCCGUGACCCACUAAGAAUUGGGCCCAAAGAAUUUGCUGCAUUAUGGAGUUGUCUUGGUCAAUGGCGGGCCAUAUUUGAGAGAUAUGAUAAAGAUAGGAGUGGCAAAAUUGACUUGUUUGAGCUGAGGGAUGCUCUCUAUGGUAUUGGCUUCGCUGUCCCGGCUUCUGUUCUCCAAAUUCUGAUUUCCAAGUAUGACAAUGGAAGUGGAGGGAAGGUGGAACUUAAUUUUGACUGCUUUGUUGAAUGUGGGAUGAUUGUGAAGGGCUUGACGGAAAAAUUUAAAGAGAAGGAUACAAAGUUUACUGGUUCAGCAACGCUUUCUUAUGACACAUUCAUGACUAUGGUCAUUCCUUUUCUUGUAACUUAUGAUUGAUUUGAUGUGAAUUUAUUAUUUGAUUUAGGUGAGAACUUAUAAAUUAAAAAUUAGUUUUGAUGAGCGUUUCUAUGUA
Messenger RNA from Alnus glutinosa, 897 nucleotides. Its product is annotated as probable calcium-binding protein CML48. Gene Ontology annotation, molecular function: calcium ion binding. The record is from RefSeq and is a predicted model, not a curated record. NCBI's taxonomy places the organism in Eukaryota, Viridiplantae, Streptophyta, Magnoliopsida, Fagales, Betulaceae. The coding region runs from base 210 to 821 and encodes 203 amino acids. The transcript is spliced from 5 exons.